AUGCUUGCCAGAGGCCUGCCCAACUACCCCGGUCCCUUCCGAGUCGCUGUCCAAGAUGUCGAGACCGAUCCUGUCGCCGUCGAGGGUGAAUCGGGCUCGCCAGGCGAGCUCGCUCCUGGUCUGCUCUUCCGCAUCUACUACCCCACCGACGACCUUCCCGAGCCCGGCCAUCCCGAGCCUGUCCAGGCUUCGUGGCUGCCGGAGGGCCGACAGAACAUCUAUGCCAAAGCCAUGGCGACCUUCUUGAAGCUGCCCAGCGUGCUGGGGUCGCUGGUGAUCUAUCCGACUCUCUGCUCUGUCAAGAUGCCUGGGAUUCUUGAUCAACCGCUGCUCCACAAGCUCGCCCGCGAGACCAAGGCACCGGACACCCAGUUCGGAUCCAAGCCCGAAUCCCAAGCGGAGUCCGAGGCCACUGCCAAUACCACUCUCAAUGCCACUCUCAAUUCCAAUGCCACUGCCAAGACUGAGACCGAGGCUACAUCCCAAUCGGUUUCGGCUGCCCUGGCUCGGUUCCCGGUCUGCAUCUUUGCCCACGGCCUGGGCGGCACCCGAACAAUGUACUCGCAUUACUGCGGCAUCCUGGCCUCGCAUGGCAUCGUUACCUUUGCCAUCGAGUUCGGUGACCAGAGCGCCCUCGUUUCCUAUCGGACCAAGACCCCGGCCUCGGUCGUCGAGGCUCGGCUGCUGACCCCGGACUCUUUCUCGACGCCCGUCGCACCUCCGCCAUCGAGCUCGUCCUCGUCCUCGUCCUCGUCGCUGCCGCCCAUCACUGCCUUGAUCCCGUACUUUGAGUACUGGAAGGCCAAGCCUCCAGCAGGCGUCGACGGCGACCAGUUCCUCCUUGGGAAGCGCAAGGUGCAAAUGUCCCGCAAGCACGAGGAGAUCGAGCGGCUGGUCCAGUGGAUCCAGGACCUCCACCAAGGCACCAAGUCGGCUGGGACCUCGGAGCCAGCAUCAGCCCCGUCGCUGGCACCAUCGGCCACCUCGUCGUCGUCGUCGUCCUGGAUGCACUGGCUUUCCAACGGCUCGUCCAAGAAAGAGAGCCCAAAGCGGCCCGGCGAUUCGCUCGACGAGAUCCGCAAGCGAUUCCGGCAGCGGUUGGACUUGGACAACUUUAUCCUGGCUGGGCACUCCUUUGGCGCUGCCACCGUCAUCAAGCACCUCCAAGGCAAGAGCUCCCAAAAGUUCCGAUGCGCCAUCAUCCAUGAUCCCUGGAUGCUUGCUGUCGACAAUCUGCCUGUGGACAGCACCGUUCCGCUCCUGUCGAUUCAGUCCGAGACCUUCCACUGGCGAUCCAACAUCACGGCUCUGCAAGCGAUUUUCGAAAAGGCCAAUGCAUCGUCUCUGUUCGCCGUCAUCCUCCAGACAGCGCAUCAGAACCUCUCGGACCUGCCGCUGAUGUUCCCGUCCCUUUUGCGCAAGGUCAAGAUGGCCGGCUCGGCGGACGAGCUGCAGGUCAUGAAGGACUACGAAGGGCUCACGAUUACAUGGCUCAGCCAGGUGCUCGGCGCCGUCCGCGACGUCGAUUUGCCCGUGAGCACCAACUACAACGGGCUCGAGGAUCCGAGCCAUGUUCAGAGCGGUGUCUUGGUUGGACAGAAGGCGAUCGACUGCAUAUACAAGUACAUUGAGGAGCAAGAGCAAGAGCAAAAGAGCUCCAACAAGAGCAACUAG
This is a messenger RNA of Polychytrium aggregatum, 1674 nucleotides long. RefSeq names its product platelet-activating factor acetylhydrolase, isoform II-domain-containing protein. Gene Ontology annotation, molecular function: 1-alkyl-2-acetylglycerophosphocholine esterase activity. The coding region runs from base 1 to 1674 and encodes 557 amino acids. Lineage: Eukaryota; Fungi; Chytridiomycota; Chytridiomycetes; Polychytriales. The record is from RefSeq and is a predicted model, not a curated record. The transcript is spliced from 4 exons.